GUCGAGAGUGUCUUUUGGCAGAGACUAGCCGGCGCAUACGGUCUCAGAAUACAGACGAAAAACCCGUCCCUCUAUCGAUUCGGAGGUUUCCAGAAUGACGAGAGAGGGAAACUGAGAGAGUUCUUCAAGGAGUUUUAUAAUUUGGAUAUGAAGACUAAGGAAUUCUCUCUAACGGGUCGAAACUGGGGCACAGUUAACUUCGAUCCGGUAGUAUUGUCCUUCGAUAUCGACAAAGUACCAGCUUUCGAGAUUCCGCUGGCGUACGUGUCGAAUUGUUCGACGAGCAAGAAUGAAGUCACUCUCGAGUUCCAACCGAACGAUGACGCUCCCUCGUGCAUGAUGGAGAUGCGGUUUUACGUCCCUACGGAUCCGAAUCCAGACGUUGAUGCCGUCGAGGCCUUCAAAGCUAAUGUCAUGUCGGGGGCUGGCAUCACACAAGCUACGGGAGACGCGAUUGCCAACUUCAAUGGCGUUCAGUGCCUCACGCCGAGAGGUCGCUACGACAUCAAGAUAUUCACGACUUUCAUCCAGCUCCAUGGAAAAACCUUCGAUUACAAAAUACCUGUCAGUACGAUACUCCGUAUUUUUCUUCUCCCUCACAAGGAUGGACGUCGGAUGCACUUUGUUCUCAGUCUCGAUCCCCCGAUAAAGCAAGGUCAAACAAGAUACCACUUCUUGAUAUUGAUGUUCAACAAAGAGGACGAAGAAGAUAUAACUCUUUCUAUGAGCGCUGGCGAUCUCAAGGAGAAGUAUGAUGGCAAACUCGAAAAGGAGAUGAGUGGACCCGUUUUUGAGACCCUCAGUCGAAUCGUCAAAGCUGUGGUCCAGCGGAAGAUCACAACGCCUGGAAACUACAAGAGCAUGAAUGGCACACCGGCUAUCACGUGCACUUACAAAUCGUCCUAUGGAUUACUGUACCCGCUUGAAAAGGGCUUCAUGUACGUCCACAAACCUCCACUCCAUAUCCGAUUCGAGGAGAUCUCGUCAGUUAAUUUCGCUCGGUCCGGCGGUUCGACCCGAUCCUUUGAUAUCGAAGUACACUUGCGGAAUCGGAUAACUCAUGUAUUCUCGUCGAUUGAGAAAGACGAGUACGAUCGACUGUACGAGUUUGCCAAGAGCAAGAAGCUCAAGAUCGGCAACAAACAGCGUGGAGACGAUUCCGGUCCAGACGCCUACUUGCACAGGGUGAAAAGCGAGGCAAAGAAACGAGAGGAUGACGACGAUGAUGAAGACAAAAGCGAUGACGACUUCAACCCCGACAAGGCUUCGGGGGGAUCCGACGUCGGGGAAGAGUUCGACUCGGAUCACGACUCAUCGUCUUCCUCUAACUCGGGAGAAUCGAUUCGCGGGGGAAAAGCACCGUAGACCGCACCGCUUCCUGCUGGGACGCCUCCACCUCAAACUCCUCUCUCGAAUCUGUUCAAGUUGUCCGAAACAACGCCCUCCGUGCCAUCUUCGCCCUUCGUCCUCGCUCUUCAAUCGCGCCUCUUUUCAGAAAACUGUAUAUAUCAGGGGUAUACCCAUGAAAUUAGAAAAUUUCCAGAGAAUACAACUUUUCUUCAUGAUCAAAG
Molecule: messenger RNA, 1571 nt
Organism: Galendromus occidentalis (western predatory mite)
Lineage: Eukaryota; Metazoa; Arthropoda; Arachnida; Mesostigmata; Phytoseiidae
Product: FACT complex subunit Ssrp1
Exons: 5
Biological process (GO): regulation of chromatin organization
Cellular component (GO): nucleus; FACT complex
Molecular function (GO): DNA binding; histone binding; nucleosome binding
Source: RefSeq, a predicted model, not a curated record